Messenger RNA from Capsicum annuum, 2008 nucleotides. Its product is annotated as probable magnesium transporter NIPA6. Bases 499 to 1497 code for a protein of 332 amino acids. The transcript is spliced from 9 exons. The record is from RefSeq and is a predicted model, not a curated record. NCBI's taxonomy places the organism in Eukaryota, Viridiplantae, Streptophyta, Magnoliopsida, Solanales, Solanaceae. Gene Ontology annotation, biological process: magnesium ion transport. Gene Ontology annotation, molecular function: magnesium ion transmembrane transporter activity. Gene Ontology annotation, cellular component: membrane.
AGGUUGAUUAGGGUGAGUUGGGACACAGCUCACACGCUUUUUGCUUGUCUGGUGACGUAUCCUUCCUAGUCGGUAGAGUCGUUACCGUUAAUACCAGCAUUUUCCACAGUAGCCAUAGCUUCAAUAUUUAACGGCGUUAGUUUGCUCCCUGUUUCACGUGUAAUAAAAAGAAAAGAGUCCCCGCGUUACAGUAAAGUAAACUUCGAAGAAGCAAGACCAUAUUACUGAAGCUUUGGGUUUUUUUGGGGGAGGGAGAAGAGAAUUCUCUGAUACUUAUAAUUUGUUAUUCAAUUGUUUCACAUCUCCCUCUCCCAAAUUCCCAACAUACAGUAAUUUUGUGGAACAUAUAUUCUUUUAGAUUCUGUAUGUGUUUACAUUUUUGACGGAUUGCGUAUUUAUUUUUUUCAGAAUAAGUAGGAAGAGUAUAGUGGAGCAAUUAUUUGUCUAGCUUUGAGUAUACCAUUGUGUAUAUUUAUUUAUUGAAGAAUACAUAUGUAGAUGGGGUUUUCGGAGAACACAACGGGUUUAGUUCUAGCAAUUGUUUCAAGCUUGUUUAUUGGAACGAGUUUUAUUUUGAAGAAGAAAGGUCUCAAGCGUGCUGCUGCUGCUGGUACUCCAGCAGGAGUUGGAGGGUAUACUUAUUUGCGUGAACCCCUUUGGUGGGCAGGCAUGAUUACGAUGAUUGUUGGGGAGGUCUCCAAUUUUGUGGCGUAUAUUUAUGCUCCAGCAGUUCUUGUGACCCCUCUUGGUGCAUUGAGUAUAAUUAUCAGUGCUGUCUUGGCACACUUUAUGUUGAGGGAACGAUUACAACGAUUAGGUGUGGUGGGAUGCAUAUUGUGCAUUGUAGGAUCCGUGGUAAUUGUUAUACAUGCACCUCAGGAGCAUAUGCCAACUUCUGUACUAGAAAUCUGGAUUUUGGCAAUUCAACCAGCAUUUGUGAUUUAUGUAGCAGCAACAAUAUCCAUAGUAGUAGCUUUGAUGUUGCAUUUUGAGCCUCGUUAUGGGCAGACAAACGUGCUAGUAUAUUUGGGAAUAUGUUCCUUAAUGGGUGCACUUACGGUUGUCAGCAUAAAGGCUAUUGGAAUUGCAAUUAAACUUACUUUGGAAGGAAUUAGUCAGAUUGCAUAUCCACAGACUUGGUUUUUUCUAGCUGUUGCGGUAAUCUGUGUCGUCAUGCAGUUGAAUUAUCUAAACAAGGCACUGGAUACAUUCAAUGCUGCAAUUGUUUCUCCAGUAUAUUAUGUAAUGUUCACCACUUUGACCAUCAUUGCAAGUGCAAUAAUGUUCAAGGACUGGGCUGGACAAAAUGCUAGCAGCAUAGUAUCUGAGAUGUGUGGAUUUAUCACAGUGCUUUCAGGAACAAUUGUACUCCAUGUGACUAGAGAACAAGAACCAGCGAAUCCACCAGGAAAUAUAUCGUGGUAUGAUGGAGAAGAUAUAAAAGUUAUGGAGGAUGGACCUUACAUAAUGUUGAAUGAUUCAAACUAUUUCCACUGAUAUCAUCUCGUUGAUAUAGAUUCUAGAUCUCGACUGCAAAAGUUGAAGCUGCAUCCUCAGCUGACAGUUUACUUUUUGUUUUGCUUUGUGGCUGAGCAUUCUUGCUUAAGCUCCGCAACGUUGAGCUUUGUAUUCUCCUACGAGCACAAUUUUGGAAAUGCUACGAGUCAAGGUCACCUUGUAGCUGAAGCUUGGUACGGAUCCUUGCUGAGCUGCUGUGCAAAUUGAGGUUUGUACAUACACACGGCGGUCUCUUUUCGUUCAGUUUGUUGUGUAGAGUAUUAUAGUUGAUUCAUUUUGUAAUUUAUUGAGCCACCUCAUUGGUGUAACAUAGUAUUCUUUGUUCUAUAGCGUGAGAAUGUUGCAUAGUGAAGAAAGUUGCAGCUGUAAGUAAGAUUGGUAUAUACUUACAUAUUUUUUUGCAAGAUAGUUCACAAGCAUUUGUUUUGUAGAAUGACAGAGAUUUUGUAUUUUCUGGACUUCAUGAUAUGAAAUCGGAUCAUUGUUAAAA